AGUACACUCCGAAUCAGCCCGUAUCACGCAGGAGAUGAAGGAUCGUGUCUCCGCGCCGCAGCUCACGCACGGUCCGCGGCGCGACGAGCAGCAGCGUGAAUAACGUCACGACGGAACUUCAGAACGCAGAGGGAAUUUUCUACUCGUUCAUUCGCUUUCUCUCUGCGCUCUCUUCAAUGUCACCAUGCGCAGCAUCUCAUCCUGCGGUCCGCUGCUGUCAGUCUACUACCCCCAGAUCUUCCUCAUCCUCACCAGCGGCAGCUACCUGGCUUUGUCUUCGGUCGUGGCUUUGGGUGCGAACAUCAUCUGCAACAAGAUCCCUGGCCUGGCCCCCCGACAACGUGCCAUCUGCCAGAGCCGCCCAGAUGCCAUCAUCAUCAUUGGGGAGGGUGCUCAGCUGGGCAUCAACGAGUGCCAGUAUCAGUUUCGCUACGGACGCUGGAACUGCUCUGCCCUUGGCGAGAGGACCGUCUUUGGGCAAGAGCUGAGAGUAGGUAGCAAGGAGGCUGCAUUUACCUAUGCCAUCACUGCAGCAGGUGUUGCCCACGCUGUGACAGCAGCCUGUAGUCAGGGCAACCUGAGCCACUGUGGCUGUGACAGAGAAAAGCAAGGCUACCACGACCAGGAUCUGGGCUGGAAAUGGGGUGGAUGCUCAGCAGACGUCAAGUAUGGCAUGGAGUUUUCCAGACGCUUUGUGGAUGCCCGAGAGAUUAAAAAAAACGCAAGGAGACUAAUGAACCUGCACAACAACGAAGCAGGCAGAAAGGUUCUAGAAGAAAGGAUGAAGCUGGAAUGUAAAUGUCACGGUGUCUCCGGCUCAUGCACCACAAAGACAUGCUGGACAACUCUGCCAAAAUUCAGAGAGAUUGGCUAUGUGCUGAAGGAGCGUUACACCGCUGCAGUUGAAGUGGAGGCCGUGCGGGCUACACGUUUUCGCCAGCCCUCCUUUCUGCGUCUCAAGCAGUCCCGUGGGUACAUAAAGCCCACCGACACAGAUUUGGUCUACUUGGAGCGGUCGCCCAACUACUGCGAGGAGGACACUGCGACAGGGAGCGCAGGAACAAGAGGGCGUUUCUGCAACCACACGUCCCCACACACGGACGGCUGCAACCUCAUGUGCUGCGGUCGGGGUCACAACACCCAUCAGUACACAAGGGUGUGGCAAUGCAACUGCAAGUUCCAGUGGUGCUGCUUCGUCAAAUGCAACACCUGCAGUGAAAAGACAGAGGUGUUCACGUGUAAAUGAGGAAGAUGACAAGUUGAAACGACAAGAUAGAAAGGCAUGAAGCCAAUGAGGAGAAACUAAGAGAUGGCGUUGAAUCUCAUUCGACAUGGCUUUGUUUUGCACAUCAGGCAGUCUUCAUGCGAGAAGGGGAGGAGGGUGUUGCUAAGAUAGACGGGUACAAAUAAUGAAGAUGCCGGAACUUUAUAGAGGCAAAUGCACUGACCUCUUAGUAUGUGAUUUCAAGCAAAUAUACGGACACUACUAGUGCAAGGCUUGCAUAGUCCUUAGAAUCUCAAAGUCUUAAGGAGGGUCAAUUAAGGCCUUGACACUGACUCAAACUCCUAUUGGACAGAUUGAACUGACAAUGUGAAUUUUUUGAGAUUAGAGACAGCUGCUUACAAAGACACAUAAAAAGUUGUUGCAAAAUGUCCCACCAGCUGAACCCCUAUGGGUGUUCAAGAGGAAAGUCAUGGUAAAACUCUGGAAUGCUGGAAAGUUGAAAAUGUUUGGUCACACUGUAUCUAUUUGAACACUGAAAAGGACAGGCUUUUUUCUUCACUUUAAAGAAAAAAAAGGCUGAACACUUUCCAUACAUGUAAUGGUAUAAAGAGAUGCGACAGAGCACAAUCUCUUUAUAACUUCUAAUGUCAUUGCUACUGAUGUGUUGCUUCCAAAUUUUCGACCCAAAACAAUACAGCAUAUUGCUUAUGCAACAAAGUGCUUCUUUUCCAAUACAUUCUUUUGCAGUUUCUCCUUAGAAAAGUGGUCUGCAAAAUUCUCAAAAGUAAAUCAAGUGAGAAACCAUCGUUUUUGGUGAAUUUGUCAAUUGCUGCACUGAUGGUUGUGGUGUGUACUGUUGUGUGCUGUCUGCUUUAUAGAGACACAAAGUUUGUGGUCUUAAGUUUUCUUAGUCAUAUCCAGACUUAGCCAUGGUAUGCUGCAUUGUUUUGUCUAUAACUUUGUUUUGUGUUUGAGAGAGUCUAAAUAGAUACUUAAUAGAUGUCAUGUGACCAACCACAGUUUGGAGUGACCAAACCAUGCACAUUGCAUUCCCAUGAAUGUCACAGACAUGGGAUUCCACAUCACUGGUCCAGCAUGCAUCAAGUUAUAUUUCACCUCAGCUGAUAUAAUUCACUUAAACAUACAGCUGGGGUCUGAAACUGUAGAAGGUUAUUGGAGCUAUUUUGAUUAGCUACUCUUUUUUUUUUAAUCUAAAUUGUUUAUACAAGAUAUAUGGUGGGCAGAUUUGUUAAAGUAUAUUUUUAUAUGUAGAGAUUAUGGCACUUUAUGUCAGGUAUAUUCAGAGUAAUUACUGAUAUUAUUUUCCUUGUCAAGUUAUUAUUGUCUUAGAGUUUAAUUAUAGAGCUACAAAUUGUGUUCCAUUUUUGUCCCAAUUUAAUGAGGUUCACUUUUUUUUAUGUGGUUGUUGUUUUUUUGUUGUUUUUUUCUGAGCAGCCCAUAAUUUUCUUUUCAAGUUUGAUAUGAAACCAUCUCAUCUUUUUGUAGCCUGGUUGUAUUUAUACUUUUUGGCAGAGAUGUAAAAUCACUAGGUAAAUAAAUUAAUCAUACA
Molecule: messenger RNA, 2795 nt
Organism: Xyrauchen texanus (razorback sucker)
Lineage: Eukaryota; Metazoa; Chordata; Actinopteri; Cypriniformes; Catostomidae
Product: protein Wnt-7b-like
Exons: 4
Coding region: 185-1246 (353 amino acids)
Biological process (GO): cell fate commitment; neuron differentiation; canonical Wnt signaling pathway
Cellular component (GO): extracellular region
Molecular function (GO): frizzled binding; cytokine activity
Source: RefSeq, a predicted model, not a curated record